Danaus chrysippus (African queen) is the source of this 1137-nucleotide messenger RNA. NCBI's taxonomy places the organism in Eukaryota, Metazoa, Arthropoda, Insecta, Lepidoptera, Nymphalidae. The record is from the annotation of a GenBank genome assembly.
AUGUCAGUAGAAAUCUGGAAAAUUGAAAAGAAUUUGUGUCGCUGCUGCCAUUCGGACGGUGCUUUCGAUAAUUUAGCAGAACCUAAACAAAAUUUGGAUCAAGAGGAAAUAUAUUCUAAUAUGUUAAAGGAAUGUUUUAAUAUUGAAAUCAUCCCAGUGCCAGGAGAGCUAUGUGCGGUCACAUACACAAUAUGCAAGGCAUGCAUAUCUCGCCUCCAAGAUGCAACGAGCUUCAAAAAGCAAGUACUGGAUUGCGAGGGGAGAUUCAUGGAUCUAUACCUAAAUAAUACAAUCAAAGUAACAAAUUCUGAAAAGGAAUCCAUAAUCAAAGAAGAAGAUUUAGACUCAGAGGCAGAAUUCAAAGAAAGCUUCAUCAGUCUAGCCGAUGGCAAUGAUGAAGAUUAUGACAUAAAACAAGAUGAAGAUGAUCCAGAUUCUGACGAACUGAACAUAACUUUGAAGAACAGGAAAGCAAAAGUGAAAACAAAGGAAAAGACGAGGAGCAGACAAAGGACAAAGCAUGAUACGAAGAAAACAAAGAACAUGGAAACAAAGGAAAAGAAAGGAGAAGCAACAUUCAAGCUUCAAGCUAAAGACUAUAAGUGGGAUGGAAAGAUAAUAUGCUGCUGCCACUGUGGAAAGACGUAUGGAAAAAUGUCUUCACUAAGAUUUCAUGUUAAAACAAAACAUUACAAAAUACCUAAAUACAGAUGUCCAGAAUGCUUGGAAGAAUUCAUGACUGUGCCACAAUUCACUGUCCAUAAGUUAGAAAGCCAUAACAUAGAUCAUAGAUUGCAUUGCAACGCCUGCAAAGGCAUAUUCAAUUCUAAAGUCCAAUUAAAGAAGCACAUAAACAAUUUUCACAUGAUGGGUGAGAAAUUUCGCUGCGAUUUUUGCGAUUACGAAUCAUUUAGCUUCGAAGGUCUUUACAAGCAUAAAUUCAAGCAUAAAACCGUUAAAGAUUACCACUGUAGGUUCUGCAAGAAGUCGUUUUUAAGGAAAACUACCCUUGACCUCCACGAGCGUAUACAUACAGGCGAUAGACGGAAAGUAUGCAAAGUAUGCGGCCAGGCGUUCGUGCAGAAAGCUAGUUUAAAUUACCACAUGACGAAAUAUCAUCCUGGGGUCAAAUUUUAA